AUGCCUGUGCAGUUCCAGGCCAGCGAGGACUCGGCUUCGCUGGAUGACAGGGACAGUUUGACGCCCGACUCUGUAGAUAACGCUAUCCAGGCUCCAGUCGAGCCCGAAGCCGAUGGUUUCAACACGGACGAGAACUCCUCUGAAGGGAUCGACCAGAUCCAUGACGAUAUGCCUCACGACGCGGAAUCAAGUAGCCAGCGUGGCGAUGGCAAUGGCUGGCAAAUGGUUGGGAAUAACGAUUCAGCGUCUACGACUGAGGCUCAAGAUGACAGUUUUCCAUCGUCAUCCAAAGACUGGAUGACGGCAGUCCCCAAGUCUUUCCUGUCACCUUCCAUGUUAAUUCAAGACGAGCUGGAUACGCUUGAAAGCAUUCAUGUGCAGAACCAGCUACCAGAGUGGACGAACGUUAUCGGCACAACUUCCUGCCAGGUAGAAGCGGCAAACACCUCAAUCAAGGCCACCCUUGCCAGACCAUCUCCAGGACGAGGUACUGCAGAGGGAAGGGGGCAAAUGGUGGCCCUCGCGAUUGACCUUGGCCUAUUUCUGUUCUAG
Molecule: messenger RNA, 552 nt
Organism: Hirsutella rhossiliensis
Lineage: Eukaryota; Fungi; Ascomycota; Sordariomycetes; Hypocreales; Ophiocordycipitaceae
Exons: 1
Coding region: 1-552 (183 amino acids)
Source: RefSeq, a predicted model, not a curated record